This is a messenger RNA of Vanessa tameamea, 1676 nucleotides long. RefSeq lists its product as uncharacterized. The coding region runs from base 157 to 936 and encodes 259 amino acids. The record is from RefSeq and is a predicted model, not a curated record. Lineage: Eukaryota; Metazoa; Arthropoda; Insecta; Lepidoptera; Nymphalidae. The transcript is spliced from 4 exons.
UUAUGUUUUAAAGUAUUCAUUGGACGUCUAACAUUUUUAGAGUAGAGGUCUAACUUUGCGCCUGCGUUCUACAUCCAUGGACCAUUUUGGGAAAGUGUUACUAAAUAACGACAUAAAGUGGUGCUUUUUUGAGGAAAUCCUUAGAAAAAUCCGAUAAUGUCGUGUGGGGCAGAAUGUUUGUCCCUUGGUCCGCCACCAGACUCCAUCGUGCACAUGCCACCACCACCUUUACCAGCGUUUCUGGCCAAUAUUGCUAACUUGACACCGCCAUGCCGUGCGUCCAAGUGCCCCCCAUUUCAAAACCAUGAAGACAACGCAUUGUUUCCCGGAGUUGAAUACCACGAACUUCCUCGACACGAACCAGCUGGAAGCGACGACACGUGGUUCCUGGUUCUAAUCACCUGCUGUAUCGCUGUUCUCUGCAUCGCGGCACUGCUGGCGUUGUUUUUGCUCAAAUGCCGAGAAGCUCGAGGUGGAUGCAAAUCUGGCACAGGUAAGGCAGGCGGCUCCAACGCCCUAUACGGGAGCGCAGCGCUGGACUCGCGCGUGCUCUGGGCGGCGCUCACCCCUCGCGGCACGAGACAUUUCGUCGCCGACACCUACCCGCACGACGAGACGGAGGACCAUCACUACGAAUGCGUCGAGCCACCUCUCUACAAACUCGGCCCACCCGAAGAUUUAACCAUUACAAGACACUUCAACGUCGAAUACGAGGAUCCUGCACCCUUAAUCGAAAGCUACUCCGAUAGAACAGAAGAGUACUUCAGGAAUGGAAUGGAGACCCUACGUCGGGGAAACCGCCCUCUAGUCUCCUCUCCGACCAGAAUCGAGAGACCUAAUCUUCCCCCGUUGAAUCUGCAACCGAGAACACUUAGACGUGCCCCUCAUUCCCGCCGAGUAAGCGAUGCGAACAAUCCGGAAAAAUCGGCCAUCUGAACCGAAAAUGGCGCGGUUUUUUCCGUCGCCGAUUCAACCGAUAUCGAUUACGAAUGGUCGAUAACCGAUUCCAAUGUGGACCGACUCGUUUGAGGACCAUUUGUAAAACAAAAAUACAACAAUUACAGAUAGAUCUGAUAAAAUACGAAGAUAUCAAAAAAGGUUUUAAUAUUUGUGAUGACUGUUAAUGUGAUUUCCUAUUUAAGUUAUUUUUCUUUAUUUUAAGACAACAUACUUUUUUAUAUUAUAAAUAAUUAGAAACAAUACUUAAUACUAAUUAAAAAUUUGGGAUUUAUACAUAAUAUUUAAUAUUUAUUACAAAGAAUUAUUUUCUGUAAAUACAAUCUAUUAUUAUAAUACUAAGAAAUGUGCAAUGUAAAUGCUUAUAACCGCCUAGCCAUAGAUCUAGAUCAUAACAAUCACAUUUUAUACCUAGUCAAAAAGCAUAAUUUUAAUGAAUUUUUCACCUCUUAGCUAUAAAUACUUUAAAUUUAAAUGUAUUUUUAAUCACAACUAAGCACUGUCAAUAAAUUAUCUAAAACAAUAGUUAAAAUAACGAAUAGUUCAUAAAUCAAGCUGUUUUGUAGUAUUCAUAAAAUAGGUACUUUACAAACUAGAAUUUUAUAAACUUAUGUGUAUUUAAAAUGUUUACAAUACAACAAUAUUUUAAGCAUAUAAUAUCAUAAUAUUGUCUUAUAAAAUUAAAAUAGUUUAUACAGAAUAAAAUUGGCUACAAAUUA